AUGGAUACUGUAUAUCAGAGAUUUUAUAUCACCUCUUGGUUCUUGAAACCUGAGCACUGUCUCGCUCCUUGUCCAGCCACUAUUCCAUUUAUUCGAGUCUUCGGCUUCGUGGAUCUCUACAAGGCUUCUACAUGCUCUCGCAGUCUCGUUCCAAUCUGGCAGCAACAGAGACCUGCUCAUGGCAGAACGGAUAAUGCCCAAAUCGCAGAAAACGCAGCUCAGAGAAUCCGCAUAUUUAUCCCUUCCAAGCAAGUGCUCUAUCAAGGAUACCGUUCUCGUCCAUCGAUCGAAGACGCGGGGGUGACAACAGAAACCCAACGCAACAACGGCACAACUCGAACACAAAAGCAUCUCGAUUCUUCUUCUUCUUUCAUGGCCAUCUCUUGA
Molecule: messenger RNA, 387 nt
Organism: Histoplasma capsulatum G186AR
Lineage: Eukaryota; Fungi; Ascomycota; Eurotiomycetes; Onygenales; Ajellomycetaceae
Exons: 2
Coding region: 1-387 (128 amino acids)
Source: RefSeq, a predicted model, not a curated record